AUGGAGAGUCCUUGUCGAUGUGAGCACGGGGAUCCGUGUGUCUCAAGUGGGAUAGGUGAGGUGACCAGCUUUGGGCCUCUGGAUUCCAAUGAGAUCCAACUCAGAAGUCAGGGGUGUCAGGUCCUAAUAGCUUCCCACGGCAGAUCAGAUGAUCAAGUCGGCAGAAAAGUCUUUGAAGAAUUUAUGGUAUUGAAAGAUGGCAGAUGCAGUUGUGAUUUGAAACUGAAUGCUCAGAAAAACUGCCAUCAGAGAUUACUGAGGGCAUUAAAUGCUGUCAAAUUCCACCAGGCUGCCACGGACAAAUUCCUUUGCAUAAUGUGUUGCAGUUCCAUCAGCUGUGAAAAGAAUGGUGACCAUGAUGAUUGUGAAUUAGAAACAAGCAAUGGAUUAUCAAUUCUUUUGAGGGAAUUUGAGACUGAUACCAAUCCCAGCAUGGCUGCCUCAUUAUAUACUAUUAAACAAAAUGAUGGAAAAAAUCUGAGCAGCCUUAAGGUCAUUCUCCCCUUGCAUUGGAAAGCAUUAAUGAAGGCCUUUAUGGACCACCUCUUUACUAAUGUUCACAAUUUUGAGUUUGAAGAUUUACAGAUGACUUCGAAGGAGAGCUUCUUGAAACAAUCCCCGGAAGUAAAUGUGAUUACAGCUCAAAAACUAGAAGAAAUCCAGAAUGAGACAGAAACGUAUUUGAACAGUUUGCCAGCACUGAAGGGAGAAUUAACUAUUAUCACAUCUGCUUUGAUCCCAGAUAUUUUCACACAUGGAAUUACAACAAGAACAGGUGGCACAUCUUACGUACCAACCCUUAGCUCAUUCAAUCUCUUCAGUAGUGCCAAAAGGAGAGAUCCCAAGGCAGUUGUUCAAGAAACUCUAUAUAGAUUGGCAAAUACUAUGGGAUUUAAUAUGAAGAAAUUUUACUGGAUAAGGACUGAUCAUGGUAGUGAUGUCUGGAUUAUGGGAAGAAAGAAACCUUCAUCUUUUGACGGAAUAACUACAAAUCAGAGAGGAGUCACAACAGCAGCCCUUGCUGCUGACUGUAUCCCUAUAGUUUUUGCAGAUCCUGUCAAAAAAGCAUGUGGAGUUGAUCACGCUGGUUGGAAGGGUACUUUGUUAGGUGUUGCAAUGGCCCUGGUACAUACUAUGAUAACAGAGUAUGGCUGUCAUUUGGAAGAUAUUAUUGCUGUGCUGGAACUUUCGGUAGGACCUUGCUAUUUUACUCUUCCAAGGGAAUCAGCAAAUGAAUUUCACAAUCUUCAUCCUGCAUGUGUAAGACUGCUUGACUCACAUUUCAUAGACUGA
Molecule: messenger RNA, 1293 nt
Organism: Ochotona princeps (American pika)
Lineage: Eukaryota; Metazoa; Chordata; Mammalia; Lagomorpha; Ochotonidae
Product: purine nucleoside phosphorylase LACC1-like
Molecular function (GO): copper ion binding
Source: RefSeq, a predicted model, not a curated record